Messenger RNA from Coregonus sp. 'balchen', 16665 nucleotides. NCBI's taxonomy places the organism in Eukaryota, Metazoa, Chordata, Actinopteri, Salmoniformes, Salmonidae. The record is from the annotation of a GenBank genome assembly.
GGCUGACCGUAGCACGAACAUUGUCACUCACAAAUCAUCGCCGCUGCUAUGGGGGUGUGUUGAGAUUAGAAGAAAGACACAUUAUCAGGCUCAACUAACGGUUUAUGGAUUUCAUGAUGAUGAAGAAAAAGAAAUUCAAGUUUAAAGUGGAUUUCGAGCUGGAUGAGCUCUCCUCCGUCCCCUUUGUCAACGGUGUCCUGUUUUGUAAAGUCCGACUCCUUGACGGAGGUUUCUCCGAGGAGUCGUCUCGGUAAGAAUGCUAACGUUAACUGCUAGCUAGCAAGCAACUCAAUGCUAGAUAAUGUUUUAUUAUCUUGUACCUGUGUCUAUUAUCUGUUACGUUCAGACUUUUCAACAUUAGGCAAUAGCCAUACAUUGAUAGCUAGCUAGGUAUAACAUUGUUACCGUAACCUAGAUAACGUUAGCUAGCUGCCAGGCUAGCAACCGUCAUCUGACUAGCACCAUCAUCACAUCAGUGCACAGCUUCGGCUGUAAACAAUGCCAGGCAGGAUCGGCAUGUAUAGUUAGCAAGGAAGGUACUGCCUAACCCUGUCGUUAGCAUGCACAAUAAAUGUCUGUCUGCAAGGAUGAUGGAGUGGAGAGAGUCACAAGUAGAAGAAAAAAAAAAGUGUUACAUUUGAGAACAGUGUCAGUAUCGCACUACAUGGUGCAUGACAUGGUCAAAGUCCAGGCUCAGUAAAUGGGUGAUAGAUAAAUAAUAAAUAAAGAGGCAAAACUUUACAUUAGUGUCUGUAUUACUGUGUAAUUAUUCCUCUAAGUAGAGUGUGACAACCACUGACUGGGUUCAUAGGGUGCACAGUGCACUCGUUUGGUUUUAUGAUGAAUGAUGUGAGUUCCUUUCCCAGAGUGGAUUAUAUUAGAUUUCAUCAUGUUUAGCUAAUCAGGUAGCCAAUCUCCUUGCCUCUGAAAGCCAUCUCCUACUGUAGCUCUAACUCCACAUUAACCUGAUUCCUGAGGAGGAGAGAGGAAAUGUGCUGAGGAGGCUAAACAUGUACAACAAUCCAUAAGCAAAGUCAGUGUGGCUUGCUGUUGUCAGUCCAAGCCUCCAGCAUUCACUAUGACAUCAUACAUUUACAUCAACUUUUUUUGCUUUCUCUUUCCAUUGAUAGAUACGAAUCUUAGAUUUCACAGUGCCACCCAUUCAGCAGUGAUGUGACAGCAGCUUCUUCCUGAUUUAUGGGCAUGAUGCUGCAUCUCUCUGUGCAAGGCAGAAUACAGGGCUUGAGUCUGGGUAUCCGAAAAGGGCUGGCUUGGGUCAGAUUAGCCUACCCAACAUCUGGACUCUGGAGCCUGUCCGUAGCACCGCACACGUCCCCAGGCCCGGAUAAGCUUGUCAGAUUUGCGGACAUGAGAUGGAGCUUAGCCUAUGCGCUAUGCAGGGGUUGUGUGCAAGCUUGAUACUUUAAUUUCGAAAUGCUUUGCCUUUGGCAAAUCCUUCUAUUAAUCUGCUGAAAACUUCCUCUGACUGAGUGGUAGGCCAGUGUAUGAAUAGAGAGCCUCUAUGUGUUUCUGUCUGUUUGGGUUCCUUUCACUGUGAUUAAGCCAGGCCACACCACGCCAGCCUCCCUGAUGCCAUCGCUGAUUCCUGUAGCCUGUGUGUGUGCGGGUGCGUCUGAAGUGGCCUCAGUAAUGGAUAUUUACGAGUCUGUCAGUGCCACAGUGUUUCCUCUAGAAGAAUUUGUAGCAUUUGGGGGAAAAGGUGUUGACCCCCUUGUUUUCGGCAUCCGGGGUCCCCUCCGGAGAAUUUGUAUGUAGAAGGACUGAGAAGCUCAGUUCUGGUGACUUUUUAAAGGACAUUCUACUCCAAAAUGAAUAAAAAUUAUGAUGACACCAUCUAAAAUAUUGUAAAAUUAUUUUUAACAUAUUGGACCAUGCAUAUAGCUUGUGCGUGGUCCAUAUUAUCAGGUAUACUAUUGGCAAUAAGCAUUAUAACCUGUAGCCCAACUGAUGCAGCAUAGUGGCUAUAAAUAAAUAGGGGCUCCGAAUUAAGAAUCAAAGAUGUCUGCAGAAAGAAUGGGGUGUCAGCUAUGACAUGGCACCUUGAGUUUGAAAUUGAACUACAGUAAGUGAAGUGGAUUUACACAUAAUUAUGGAUAUAAAUGACAUUUUCAUGUUUCACAAGUUUGGACAUCACAGUGCAUUAGAGUACAGUAGAGUUCAGUACAGUAGAGUAUAGUUCAGUGCAGUACAAUAUACCGCACUGUAUUAUACUGUACUUUUCUUUAAUGUACUGCAUUGUACUGUACUAUUGUUUUAUACUGUACUCUAAUGUGCUUUACCCACUGUACUGUACUGUGCUAUCCGAACUGAAACAUAUGCCUAUUGAUCAGAUUUGGUCCAGUCUGGUCCGUCUAUGGACGUUAAGAUCAAGGCCAGGGUGGACUGACCAAAUUUUAAAUACUUUUCGACAUUCGGUGUCGGUCGGUGCUCAGUGGGUGAGGAUGCUGGUUACAGUAAAUGGAAAGAGAUGGGGCUCAUGGGUAGGUGUCAGUAAGAGCUGAGAGAGAGAGAGAGAGAGAGAGAGAGAGAUCCCAUUCCCAUUGUAUAUAACUAAUUGGUAGGUCUACCAUUACUUGUUACUUCUGGAACUUUUAUUAUCCUCCAUCCUCAUGAGGGAGAGAAAUUAGAAAAAAUCUUAAAGAUACAGUGAGCUCCAAAAGUAUUGGGACAGUGACAAUUUUGUUGUUGUUUUGGCUCUGUACUACAGCACUUUGGAUUUGAAGUGAUACAAUGACUAUGAGGUUAAAGUGCACUGUAAGCUUUAAUAUGAGGGUAUUGUCAUCCAUAUCAGGUGAACCGUUUAGAAAUUACUUUUUGUACAUAGUCCCACCAUUUUAGGGGACCAAAAGGAUUGGGACAAGUUCACUGAUGUGUAUUAAAGUAGUCAAGGUGUAGUAUUUGGUCCCAUAUUCCCAGCAUGCAAUGAUUACACUAAGAUUGGGACUCUACAGACUUGUUGGAUGCAUUUGCUGUUUGUUUUGGUUGUGUUUCAGAUUAUUUUGUGCCCAAUAGAAAUAAAUGGUAAAUAAUGUAUUGUGUCAUUUUGGAGUCACUAAAUAAGAAUGGAAUAUGUUUCUAAACACUUCUACAUUAAUGUGAACGCUACCAUGAUUACGCAUAGUCCUGAAUGAAUCGUGAAUAAUGAUGAGUGAGAAAGUUACAGACGCACAAAUAUCAUACCCCCAAGACAUGCUAACCUCUCACCAUUACAAUAACAGGGGAGGUUCCCAUUUUUGGGCGGUAUGAUAUUUGUGCGUCUGUAACUUUCUCACUCAUCAUUAUUCACGAUUCAUUGAGGAUUAGCCGUAAUCAUGGUAGCAUCCACAUUAAUGUACACUAUGGGGUUGUCAGAUAUUUCUAUUCAUUACUUGUUUUGUUUUGCAGAGGAAAAGUAAAUGUGGACGGUUCUAGCAUCUUCAAAGUGCGCCUCGGCAGAAAUAUGUUUUGGGUGUGGCAGCAAUGACUGCAGUGGAAACACUGCAAUGCCACCACACCCCCAUUUACACUAGGAAGCGGCAUUGCGGGGUGAAACAUCGGAAGCAAGAGAAGCAGAGUAGGCAGGGGGAACGUUGAACGAUGUGAGCAUGGGCGAGGGCGCUAAUGAUGGAUGGAGAGGCAAGGCUUUCGGAAUGAGUUUAAGUUUCCAGUUUUAUUAGUCGUAUGUACAGGAUAGACAUGGUAUACACCGUCCAACGAAAUGCUUACUUGCAGGUUCCUUCUCCACAAUGCAACAACAAUAAGAAAUAAUACAAGAUAAGAAUAUGAACAUGAAGUAAAUGUCUCAGUAGAAUAGAAUAAACAUUUUAGCAUUAGUAUAAUACAGGAAGGCACCAUUUAUAGUCCAAUAUUUACGGCUCAAUCAAUUGACAUGGAUAGGCCCACUACUAGUCCAUAUUUUAUACUGGAGGAUAGAGGGGAGAAAUUAUAAACUGAUGCUCUACUGUAAUGUAUCCUACAGUAAGUGCCAGUGUAUAUGAUUCCCUGUGAGAUUAUUUCUAAGUAAAUAAAUCAUGUGAAAGACAAAUGCCUUCUCUGUUAGAUCUGUGAGGGGAGAACCACAAUGCACCAUUCUCCAGGCUGGUAUUUUUAAACAGAGAGAGAACAGUUCUCAGUGCUUUUGGUGUUUCUCGUUGAAAUAAAAAAAUGUCUCAUUAACUUGUUUAUCUAAACAGAACGUGUUUCGUUCCUGGGAGAAGAACCAGAUCUAUGAUUCAUCUUGUGUCCCUGUGUAGGGGAAACAUUUUCUCUCGGUCUUGCUUUCUUUUCUAGCUUUCCUUCUCUGAAGGCGUGUCAUUCUUUCUGCAUUGUCUGCCAGUUUUAUUAGGUCUCUAUGGUUACCAAAGUUCAUGAAGUUGCUGAAAAGAAGAAUAGAAAAUCAACAAUGUAGCCUAAAAGCAACGUUUUCUCCGGCAAAACCCAGUCCCCGGAUGAUGCCUCUGACUCAGUGAACAAAAAAACACAAGUUCAAGGUUUUAUUCACGGGACUUCCUAUUUGAGAGAGAUAGAGAUUAUUUUUUGGGCCUAAUAGUAAAUCAAAUCAAAGACAUGCAUUUGAAUGGUAAACAUGUAUUACCUUUUAAUGUGGCAUCAACACAAACCAGUCAUGAUGUUUUCAUCUGAUUGCCAAACGAAUCACUUCAAAAAGUAGGCUACCUGCGCACGUUCGUCCACUCCAAAAUAAUUCCAGCAUCCAAACAGUGCACUGUGCACCUGCCAUUUGAUGAAGGGAAAGAGACGUCUGUUACCAAAAAGUGUAAUGACAUUCGGCGAUUGUCAUUAGGCCUACCCUCUUGUAGCCUGAAUUAAUUUAUGCAUCUUGCUGACAAAUGGACCUUUUUUGUAAAGGGCAAAUCCACGGUAACAGAAUUGCACUAUGACUCAGAUUUCUCACUUAAAAUGUAUACCCAACAAAAACCAUUGAUUUCAAGUUUAACAAACCAUACAACUCUAUGCUCAUGGUCUACUUUUAAUAGUUAACACUGAAACUUUUACUAAAACACAUUUACUGGAAGAACCGUGCAGAUACAUGGUAAAAUAAUUUUGUUAAAAUCUCCCUCAGUUUUUUGUGUCCACAUUAUCCAAAAACUAAAUUAAGAUUUGACAAUGUCUGCAGAAGGAAUGGGGUGUCAGAUAUGACAUGACACGACACAUUGACUUGGAACUACAGUAAGUGAAGUGGAUUUACACCCGGUAACGGACAUCAAAGUACAGCACAGUAGAGCUCAGUGACAGAACAGUUCAGUACAGAGUAGAGUACAGAGUAGAGAGUUCAGCAGAGUACAGUAGAGUACAUGAUAGUGUACUCAACUCUACUUUAUUGAAAUAUACUCUACUUUUCUUUACUGUACUGUACUCUACUGUGCUGUACUGUACUAUACUGUACUCUUCUUUACUGUGCUGUACUAUGCUGUACUGUCCAAACUUGUGAACCCAACUGUGGUUUGCGACUACUACUGUAUAAUUUCCCAUUGUAGCCAAUUAAAUUGCAGAGAUUCCGUUACAGAUUUUUCUGAAAUUCCGUUACCAAUUUGGUAACAGAAUUUUGAGUUUUAAUCACUUAAUAAUUCAUAAACAAAACGAAUCUGUUUGAGUAUUAUGUAAGGAGUUUUUUUUUUCAUAAGAUGUCUUGUAAGGAUGAUUAAUUUAUCAUUUUAUUUCCAUGGACAUCAUCAGCUGUUCACUAUAGAGGAGAAUUGUCAGUGAGAGUUGUCAGUGUAGUGGUCCAUUUAGAUCAGGGGGAUUGGACAGAAGGGAGAUGGUAAGAACGUUGAGUGGGUGAAGUCGGAGAGGAUGCCAGAGGAAGAAGAGCCAUCUGGAGAACUGGAAUAUUACCCCCCUCACUCUCACUCUCUCACUCUCUCUCUCUCUCUCUCUCUCUCUCUCUCUCUCCUCUCUCUCUCUCUCUCUCUCUCUCUCUCUCUCUCUUUCUCUCUUUCUCUCUUUCUCUCUUUCUCUCUUUCUCUCUUCUCUCUUUCUCUCUCUCUCUCUCUCUCUCUCUCUCUUUCUCUCUCUUUCUCUCUCUCUUUCAAUUUCAUUCUCCCCCUCCUACCUGUCUCAUCUCUCUCACUCUCUCUCGACACUUAGGCCUAUGCUGAGUAGGGUUAGUAAACUGACAUGAUUGGACAGGACAAUAAUCAAUUUCAAUGGACUAUCAAGUGUUUGUGUGGACCACAUGGUUAAGUACUGUAGAGUUGGUCUCCAUUAACAUGUAGGGAUGGGUUCUAGUGAGGAUCAAUAACCUAUUAGGCCCAUGUUUAAUGAUCAUAAUGUUGCCAUUACAGUCAGCCCUUAAGAUAAAACUAUCCCUCUGGAAUGGACUAGGAUUGUCAAGUUGAACCAUGUCCUUAGUUGGCACAUCCCAUGUUUCCAGUUGACUAGCCUCGCUUGCAUACAGUCUGUGAUACUAUCACCUAUGCCAUGCGAGUGGUGCUGAUGUUGUGUAUCAAUAUGUGACCGUUUAUGUAUUUCUCCUACAGGGAGCCGGUCCAUGCUAACUGUGUACGCUGGAAGAAGAGAUUCUCCUUCCCCUGUAAGAUGAGUGCCACCGCUGGGACGGGCGUGCUUGACCCCUGUGUGUGCCGCGUGUCUGUCAGGAAGGUAUGACCCUCAGACUCCUAUUCAACCUGUACAUUCUGUUCCUAUUAAUGUUGUAAAACCUCAUCUGGCAAAUAGAUUGGCAUAAGGCAUGUCUCUAAAGUUUACUGGUAGCUGCUUUGUCACUGUUUACAUUCAAAUGAUUUCAUGAUUUCACUAUUUUAUUUGGUAGGAGCUGAAGGGUGGGAAGACGUACGCAAAGGUACUGUUUCAGAUUGAUUCCUUUUUACACUCUUCUUGCUUUCUUUCCCAACACAUAGUUACAUUGAAUCAUUUAUGCUUAGUGAACAGAUUGCCUUCUCUGCCUGCAGGUAGUCUAGAGUUGGUGUCACAGUUAAGCUCUGUCCAUGUGGUACACUGUCAAUUAUUUAUUCUAGUGGUAAAAUAUUUACCCUCUAAAAAUAUUCUCAUCAUGCACACUUAGGCCUACAGGAAGUGAAAAAACACUAAUUUAUUACGGUGUUAAACAAUUAAAAUUUGAAUGAUUAGCUUUUACAUUAAAAGGGAAAUUACCUAGAUAAUAGCCAGUAUAUCCAAUUAAAGUUUACGCUCCAGAGACUAAAAAUUGUAAAUUAGGUUUUUAUUUUCUCCUAGAGGUUUAAAUCAAUAAAGUCAGAGAAAAUUGAUUAGCCAAAGAUUCUUCCUCUGGUUUCUCUAUAGAGACACUGAAAGGUUGAGGUACAGAAAGAGAUUCAUAGGAGAAAAACAACAAAGCACACAACACUACCCUGCAGCUCUGUCUGGAAGUUAACCUGAUCCUCUCCUCAGCUUGGCUUUGCAGACCUGAACCUGGCUGAGUUUGCUGGUUCUGGGAACACGACACGCAGAUGUCUACUAGAAGGUUACGACACCAAGAACACCCGGCAGGACAAUUCUAUACUCAAGGUACUGAUGGGAGAGAUGGGUUUCUAUCAAUUACAGUAUAUCAUAUCAGUCUUAGCUGUUUUUUUCUAGCCUGGUCCCAGAUCUAUUUGUGCUGUCUUGCCAAUUCUUAUCUUAUGGUCAUUGUCAAGCGAGUUGGCUAAACCGCACAAACAGAUCUGGAACCAGGCUAGGUUUUGUCUGUCAGUGUCAAGAGAGCUCAAACCUCUUUCUUUUUGUAACAGGUUAUCAUCAGCACACAACUGAUGUCCGGGGACCCCUGUUUUAAAACGUAAGUGGUGCCUUCAUAAUACUGAAGGCCUAAUAAAAUGAAGGCCUAUUAUGAUUUGGUGGUGUUUAGAUACGAGAAACGUUUAAAAUGCAAUUGAAGAAAAUGCAGUCAGAUUUCCCCCUACAGUAAAGCAAACACAUUCAGAUUUGCAUAGCAUUUCCCUUUGAGACCAAUGUUUAUCCACCCACCUACACUGCAGCAAGGGUUCCUUCCUGCUUCUCUCUGAUAGGCUACAGUUGUGUGGGGGGUUUAAGAAAGGAGAAUAAUUCUAUAGUAUUUAUUUGUAAUACAGAGUAGGAACACAGUGGGAGUCAUUUAGAUUGUAGGUGAGAGAAAGAACAUUUCAAACUAAGCAUUCACCAUGAAAGCAAUUCAUGUCCUCACUGAUUUAGUGUCCUACAUUUCAGGUUACAUAAAACUGUCACCACCACUUUAGAGUAAAUACUGUGUUAUACUGUAAAGUCUAGCAAAAGGAAAAGGUUUGCAAAUACUCUUUCAAACCAAGGGCGUAUUCAGUUGGUUGCAAUGUUGUAAAUAGAAAUGUGGCCUAAUCUUGCACAGAGAGAUGUCCCUCUUGGACAUGACAGAGAAUCAUGUCUGUUCUUAGAUAUGUAUCAGUUAUUUCUGUGGUGUUGCAUCCUUCUGAAUAAACUCCAGGUCUUGAGGGCUUUCCUGUUAGACUGUUUGUGUGAGGAGUGUGUAGCAUGUGGAGUCAGGGAUCAGCACAGCGUUAGAGAAGGCUUUACAUGGGAUGAAGCCAGGGGGACGUGCUCAUCUCUCCAUCCCUGCAACACUAACGCAGGGCCAUUUUGGCCCAUGUCCAUGUUCGUGUGGGAGCGUUUCCAAGAAUGUGAGGAGGAUUGCACCCAGCUGCUGUGCCUGUGUAAACUUAACUAGAGCAGACCAGGGUGGGGCGAUGAAACAGUGGUCACAGCUGAGUUGGCUGGCCAAGUACCACAUCCUGUACAGGGCUAUAACAGCAGACUAACAUUCAGGGUAGGUCUAUAGUCUCACUGUCUCUAGGGGGUCUGGAUGACUGUGAAGUUGUUUCAGCCAUCUAUUCUGAGAACACAUGCCCAGUGUCACAGGCAGCCACACUGAUACAGUGGGGAAAAAAAUUAUUUAGUCAGCCACCAAUUGUGCAAGUUCUCCCACUUAAAAAGAUGAGAGAGGCCUGUAAUUUUCAUCAUAGGUACACGUCAACUAUGACAGACAAAAUGAGAAAAAAAAAUCCAGAAAAUCACAUUGUAGGAUUUUUAAUGAAUUUAUUUGCAAAUUAUGGUGGAAAAUAAGUAUUUGGUCAAUAACAAAAGUUUCUCAAUACUUUGUUAUAUAUCCUUUGUUGGCAAUGACACAGGUCAAACGUUUUCUGUAAGUCUUCACAAGGUUUUCACACACUGUUGCUGGUAUUUUGGCCCAUUCCUCCAUGAAGAUCUCCUCUAGAGCAGUGAUGUUUUGGGGCUGUCGCUGGGCAACACGGACUUUGAACUCCCUCCAAAGAUUUUCUAUGGGGUUGAGAUCUGGAGACUGGCUAGGCCACUCCAGGACCUUGAAAUGCUUCUUACGAAGCCACUCCUUCGUUGCCCGGGCGGUGUGUUUGGGAUCAUUGUCAUGCUGAAAGACCCAGCCACGUUUAAUCUUCAAUGCCCUUGCUGGUGGAAGGAGGUUUUCACUCAAAAUCUCACGAUACAUGGCCCCAUUCAUUCUUUCCUUUACACGGAUCAGUCGUCCUGGUCCCUUUGCAGAAAAACAGCCCCAAAGCAUGAUGUUUCCACCCCCAUGCUUCACAGUAGGUAUGGUGUUCUUUGGAUGCAACUCAGCAUUCUUUGUCCUCCAAACAUGACGAGUUCAGUUUUUACCAAAAAGUUAUAUUUUGGUUUCAUCUGACCAUAUGACAUUCUCCCAAUCCUCUUCUGGAUUAUCCAAAUGCACUCUAGCAAACUUCAGACGGGCCUGGACAUGUACUGGCUUAAGCAGGGGGACACGUCUGGCACUGCAGGAUUUGAGUCCCUGGCGGCGUAGUGUGUUACUGAUGGUAGGCUUUGUUACUUUGGUCCCAGCUCUCUGCAGGUCAUUCACUAGGUCCCCCCGUGUGGUUCUGUGAUUUUUGCUCACCGUUCUUGUGAUCAUUUUGACCCCACGGGGUGAGAUCUUGCAUGGAGCCCCAGAUCAAGGGAGAUUAUCAGUGGUCUUGUAUGUCUUCCAUUUCCUAAUAAUUGCUCCCACAGUUGAUUUCUUCAAACCAAGCUGCUUACCUAUUGCAGAUUCAGUCUUCCCAGCCUGGUGCAGGUCUACAAUUUUGUUUCUGGUGUCCUUUGACAGCUCUUUGGUCUUGGCCAUAGUGGAGUUUGGAGUGUGACUGUUUGAGGUUGUGGACAGGUGUCUUUUAUACUGAUAACAAGUUCAAACAGGUGCCAUUAAUACAGGUAACGAGUGGAGGACAGAGGAGCCUCUUAAAGAAGAAGUUACAGGUCUGUGAGAGCCAGAAAUCUUGCUUGUUUGUAGGUGACCAAAUACUUAUUUUCCACCAUAAUUUACAAAUUAAUUCAUAAAAAAUCCUACAAUGUGAUUUUCUGGAUUUUUUUUCCUCAAUUUGUCUGUCAUAGUUGACGUGUACCUAUGAUGAAAAUUACAGGCCUCUCUCAUCUUUUUAAGUGGGAGAACUUGCACAAUUGGUGGCUGACUAAAUCCUUUUUUUCCCCACUGUAUGCCAGAGCUUACCUGACUGACUGAUACUCUAAUCAGGCCGCUUUGAGAGGAGAGAAGAGUGGGGCGGACGGGUGAGGCAGAGGCAUUGAAGAGGCCGGGGUGAUAUUUGGGAUAAAGUAGAGUGGACAAUAUGUUAUUUCAGCCCCAGUCUGUGUUGGAAAAUGGCAAGGAACGCCAACUGCCCCUGGAGCAGGAGAUGACCCCAAAAUGUAUUAUGUGCUAUUGCCUUGGGCAGAUGACAGUAUCAAACACUGAGAGAGAGAGAGAAAAGGGAGGAAAGCAGGCUGUCUUGGAAGGUUUCAUAAAAACACUGAGAACCAGAGCAAAUCACUGACAGAGCUUUCAUUAAAAACCACUUGCAUGUAGUGAUGGUGCUUGAAUUUACUUACGACUCUUUCCGUAAUCAUAUUUUCAGUCAUUUGUGUUGCUGUGCAUGAACCAAUCCCCUCUGUUUGUCCUCCACAGUCCUCCUUCUACAGGCACAUUCAUCGGCGUCCAGGGAGAUGCAGAGAGCCUUCUGGAGGAGAGGAAGGGAGGGGACAACCAGAAGGCCUUCAUGGGUAAAACGAGACGAGUCUAACUACUCCUUAGGACUCCUCUUCUCCCACAGAACUCACCACAGUGGGUUUAUAUGACUCAGUCAGCGUUCCUCAGUGCAUCAUCAAAUAUAGCAGCUUUUAACAAACACAUGUCUGGCAAAUGUCCGGUAUAAUACAUCUCUGGCAAAUCAGAGGCAAGAGUAUAUAUAGAUGUUGGAACUUAAGUUGAUCACUCUUUUGUUCAUUGCUGAGAGUUUUCCUGCACCGCAGGAAAUGCAGAUGAGCUUUGUGAUUUACAUCAAUUCACUGAAAACCUGCACUAAUACACUGUUAUAUUAACAGUAUUCCACUUUUCAUGUAGCCUCAUUUUGACCAGCUAAUAGCCUAACCACCGAUCAAGCAACAUUAUGGACCAAACGUUCAAAUCCUGUUGCUGCAGGAUUAUUUUGCUGCGACAAUUCAGGUCAAAUUAAGAUCCUACAUCUGUAGGCCUAUUAAUCAAGGCACUUGCUUCUUCUUCUGUUUGACAAUUAAGAGUCAUUGGCUUAAAGAAACCCUGCCAGCUGCUGAGCUGUAUGCCUCAGAAAAUACAGACCCGGAGUGAGGAAAACCAGAAGUAAAAUGAUUGGAUAUAAAUGACUGUAUAUGGAGCAUUAGUUACUGACCAUUGUUCCUCUCAGUCUCUGUGAUUGAUUCUUGUGAUUAAUCUAAAUCUGCUUUUCUCCCUGGCUGCAGUAACUUUGAGAUGAUUUGUUCCUGUACUAAUAAUAAUAUUCUCUCGUUGACUCACUUCAGUCAUAAUUGAAUGGCAGACUGACUUGCUGUAUAACGAGCUGCACCUAUAGAUUCUCUCAAUCUUUAAUCCAAGCCUCAGCUGAUAUAGGAAUGUGAAUCUGUCUCGGUGUGAUUCAGCUGCUAUUAACGUGUCAUAUCCAACAUGUGUAGAAGAGAAGACCACUCUUCUCCUCUCCCCUCGCUCUUUCUCUCUCUCCCUCUCUGUCUAUGAAGUGAUGUGUACUCUCAUCCCCAGGAGGCUUCAGAAAGCACUGCUCUUUCAUGUAUAAUUCAGGCUGGUUCUUUGAUGCUCUCUCUGAUCUCUCUGCCGCCGACCCUCACAUGGUUAUUGGUUAAAAAUAGGAACACACGUGUGUGUGGGAGGGGAGGUCCACAGUGAAAGUGAUUUUGAUUUAAGUUGUGUAAGUAACGGGAUGACAGAUGACUAUCGGUUUCCACUUUACUAUUGUCUGUUUGGAUGCUAUCACAGUGGUCCACCCUGUGAGCACAGGACUGAGGGAACAUAGACAUGGUCCCCUUUCACAGUGGGCUGGCCCUAGUUCAUCUCUUCACUCUGAAUACUAUUAUAGGAAUAUUACUGUAAUCCUAGUCCACUCUCAACCCAUUCCCAACCCCUAUGUCCUGUUUUAAAAACCUGACAGAGAGCCGGGAAGGAAAGUGUCCCUCUGUUUCCGAUGAACUUGGGGGCUCCUGCCAUUCCCGAACAUCCAGCUACGCUAGUCAGCAGUCUAAAGUCUCAGGUAGGCCCUCCUAAUACUCCCAACACAGCCGUGCUAAUGUACAAUGCAACAUGUAGCGUGGAGAUCUAGCUGUUGUGUGUCUCAUUCUCAACCAUGCUAACGUACAAAAUAGCUAGUCAUCACACAAAGUCCCAGUAAGGCUAUUGUCACUUCCAUACAGCCCAUUGUACAACUGUCUGUCUUAGCAUUUUGCUUUUCGCCGUCUUUUCACUCUUUUCUUUUUCUCAAUUUUUACUUUGCUGAAUUCCUCUGUCUGCAUGCCUGAUGUCUAUGAUCUAACCUUAACCUAUUUUGCUGUGGUAAUAUAUCUCUAUAAUUAAAAAAUAAACUAUGUUGCAUCAGAAACCUAGUUUAUUGUGGUAAACUAAUACAAAUAAAAUUCUUGACAUCAGUAUCCUAUAACCAGACACACAGGUGGUCUGGCUAGUGAAUGAAGACACUGUUACAGGCAGAUCAGAUCCCCUAUAAUGAAGGGUCUGUAGGGAAGUGAGGAGUUCACUCAACUCCUCUGAUAGCCAACUCACUCUGAUAAACCCGCUCCUACCAUUUCUAAGGAGGUAGCUUCCUACAGACAUUAAAGCAAGAGAAAAGUCUAUUUUCUUUUUAGUUUGGAGAGUUGGUUUUAUAUUGGUUCGUUUUGAGAGUCAUUUCAGACACACAGUGGUUGGCUUGUUGUGAUCCUGUGGGGAGUAUUAGUAUGUGGGUGAUUUGUUCUCUUCACCGUAACCUAACUAGCUAGCGGUACAUUGAGACUGCAGUGUCUCUGCAUUAACAGUUUCCUGCAGACAUCAAUGCCAUGUGAGUGUGUGGGCGCUAGGCUAGCAUCCAUCUCUCUGCUGUUAAAUCAUUGAUCACGCCGCAAGGCUUCAAUCUGCUCCACACUGAGUCCUUUUCCAUAACACAAAACUGUUCUCUAAAAUGGUGAAUAAUUGAUGUCACCUAAUUGACAUGGUGUAUGCAAGCUUGUGACUCUUUUUUUGUGUUUGUGUGUAUAUGAGUGACCAUGUACUUAGUGUGUGAGUAUGUGCAUUAUGCCUUUAUGUUAAUGCUUAUUGAUACUAAUUAUCAAUAUUUUGAAGUAGCCUGCCUAUGUGUCUGAAUGCUUGUGUGUGCUCUAACCUCCUUGCCAUUACCCCUCUGGCCCUCUGUCCCUCUGGCCCUCUGUCCCUCUGGCCCUCUGUCCCUCUGUCCCUCUGGCCCUCUCCACCCCAGGCUACAGUACAGGUCACUCCCGCUCCUCCAGCCUGUCAGAGUGUACCCACCGCAGGAACACUUCUGUGGGCAGUGCCUCCACCGGCAUCGCCAGUAUCCUGGAGCCCUCUGACGACACUAGGGACACCAGGGACCAGAGGGAGAGCAGGGACCGGGAGAGGGGGGAGAGAGGAGACAGGGAAGCCAGGAUGGGGAUGAUGCCCCCUACUGCUGGGGCAUCAGCCUGCACAGCCCUGCCUGAACACCGCACCCCCACCAGUACCACUGGCUCCUGUACAGACACCCCGGUGAAGAGCGCCUCGUCCUGCGAACGCCUCAACAGGUGACUCUGAGAGACUCCCCUGAUCAAUGAUCCUGAUGCUAAUGCUAUCUUGAAAAAAAUAUUCUGUAAUCUCAAUGUUGACUUAGUAAUUAAACAAAGGAUUAAUAAAUAAACGACCUCACACCUGAGCAAGCUGCUGUACUGAGAUACCAGAGAGGUAGCCUAAGGCAGCAACAGUCUGUACAUUACUGUAUCUCAAUGACAUUUCUGACUUAUUGGACUAGUCACUCUUGUUACACAACAUUCUCAGCAUCACGGAUGUCACACAAAAAUAACAAAAAUAAGAUACCACUUUUUAUCUGAAGAGACUACAUGUAACCUAGGUGUUGUAACUUGAUCCUGUAUGUCUCACCACCAGACACCUGGUGAAGCAAGGCUCCAUGGAAGGUCAGAUGAUGAGGGUGGAGGCAUCGAGGGUGGAUGCUGAUGACGUGGUGGAGAAGAUCCUUCAGAGUCAAGACUUCACCCCCAGCCUGCUGGACUCCAGCCAUGAAGGUACCUAAGGACCUAGUCAGAUACCAAGUUACAGAGCCAGUCAGAGAUCAAGGCAGGUUAUAGUUUGAUCUUAGAGGGGUAGUUCUACCUCUACAGGCAGUUCUACCUCUGAAAUUGUAGUCUGGGUCUACAAAUAAAGUUGAAAGCAUGUUUGAGAUGUGGUAUUAGAAUUCAUGAAGUUAAAUUACACUCCAUUCCAAUAACAUUUACACCAGUAUUUAUCAGUGAUUAAUUCAAAUACUUUAUACAAGUUACCGGGAAAAUUGUCAAUACAAAUUAGUUGUAAUUAAAAUAUUAAAUAAUUUAACCUUUAUUUUAUCGGGGAGUCAUACUGAGACCAAGGUCUCUUUUACAGAUGAGUCCUGAAUUACAUAAAUGACAGAAAAUACACACAUCAAAAUAUAAAUACAACAUGCAAGCAGGGUCAUAAAAAACAAACACAUUGAUCAGUAAUAAGGUCCUCAAUCAGCUUUCUGAAUUGCCUUAGAGGAACCAGAACAUUUUGAAGAUCGUUAAACAAAUAAGGUGCAAGAAAACUAAAAGCUGAUUUACCUAACUCAGUAGAGACCAAAGGAAUUUCCAGAGUUAGCCAUCCCUGAGACUGGGUGUGGUAACUCAUAUGUCUAAAGUUUAGUAAAGAUGUUAGGUACAGUGGGACUUUUUGUAAAAGGGCUUUAUAAAUGAAAACAUAACAUUGUAUCCACCUACGUGACAUCAAAGAGGGCCAACCAACUUUCUGGUAGAGAAUGCAGUGAUGAGCACUAAAAUUGUCUUCCGUAAUAAAGCGCAGUGCGCUAUGUUAAACUGCAUCUAAUGGCUUUAAUGAAGUAGCAGCUGCAAUAAUAAUAAAUUAUAUGAAUAAUAAUAAUAAAGUAAAAAUAAAGUAAUAGUAAUGAAGUUGCCUCCACCUUGGUGACCUCAGUGGUGGAGUAGUUUCUUACCAUGGUUGGUGGGUGUGAGAAUACCCUAUGCAGAGGGGGUUGAUGGGGUUUCUAUCAGCAUGUUUUUAAUGUAUCUCUACUGAGGAAGGAUUGUGUUGCUGAUACUCUUCAAGGUCCCGGCCUCCUCUACAACGAGCACAAUGCUGCUUGAAUUAGAAUGCUCCUGUCAAUACUGGAUUCAUUUUUGGAUCGCCUAGCAACCAGGCUCCUGAUGAGGAGUGUUGAUGUUCCAUCUGCUAAAUAAAUUAAAGCUGUUUCACCACAAAUGCCACUCAAAGUUUCUGUGUGUCUGUUUCUGUGUGUGUUUCAGAGGAAGGCCUGCGGUUGUUUGUCGGUCCCGGAGGAAGCACUGCCCUUGGAAGCCAUCACCUGCCUACCAGGUAGCCUAAGUCUUUAACACAGUUACGCUCACAAUAACUUAAACUUAAAAUAGGAUAUAUCACAUUUAUUCAUUUAUAGAUUUGUUUAUUAAAUUAUUACAUAAAAUGCUUAUUUAAAUUCAACCCAUUUUCACCCCUCACUCAGGUACUUACUUAGAUGAUGGAUUGUAAUUGCUAAUUUGUCCUGUUUGUUUUAGGGUUGGUGCUGGUGCAUAUGAACAGGUGGUGAUUAAGCGUUAGGCCUAAACCCCACCAGGAGGAUGAGUGGCACAGCUGAAGUCCAAAAGAACCAUCAGUGGUUUUUAUCUUUCUUUAAUUCCAGCAAGCACAUUUUAUCCAACUGAACUGGCCUGUCAGAAAUGGACUGCAACAGCGCCCUCUGGUGUGCGUACAGACUAUGUGCACUGGCUGUAGUCCUGUUAGAUUAGCUCAGUGAAGUCAAGAAGAACAUCACCACGCCUCCAUCUGGGAAAGGAUUCAGACUAUUAAAACCUGCAGUUUGAGGUCACAGGAAAACCUGACCUUUUCAACUGGAGAUCAAAGUGAUUUGGUUCUGUGUUUGUCACCAGAAUGAAUGAAGCCUUAGCUGAAGAGGAGGAUGAUGCCAGGCUUUUUCAAUACAUUCCCUAGUUAACACUAGUUCCCUAGUUUUCAGUCCUUUGGUUUUUCAACAAUGUUGUUUUUUAUUUGGAACUGCCUUUUAAUUUAGGAUUUUAACUUUUGUCCACCAAUAAGCUGCUAAAAUGUGUGUGUGUGUGCGUGCA